Molecule: messenger RNA, 1407 nt
Organism: Arachis stenosperma
Lineage: Eukaryota; Viridiplantae; Streptophyta; Magnoliopsida; Fabales; Fabaceae
Exons: 3
Coding region: 1-1407 (468 amino acids)
Source: RefSeq, a predicted model, not a curated record
AUGCCCAUAAUCGCCGAGAAAUCGAAAGAUAGCGGCAGAAACAUCGAUAAAAGUUGGAUUACAAAGCCACGAGGUAGUGCAGAAUACAGGGAUGGUCUGAAUAGAUUUCUUGAUUUCGCCUUUGCAAAUGCAUCAUCGGAUGGGAUGAUACAUUGUCCAUGCCCUUUGUGUGGGUUCCGGUUUUUCCAAACUAGAGAGGAUGCCUACGAUCAUCUUCUGAUGAAACCCUUUCCCCCUAACUAUACCUUUUGUUUACAUCACGGUGAGAGGACCGUAGACAAGAGUUCUAGAGGUAGAGAAACUUUAGAAUCCACUGGAAACUCAGGAAAUCAAAUGCUUGACAUGGUCCACGAGGCCUUCAACAUUCCGGGACUGCAGGGUGAUGAUGAAAACAUUAUGGAUGAAGUGGUCGGAGAUGGUGCGGAGGGAUUGCCGAACUUAUCUGACGAGCCUAGUUGCGAGGCUCGUGCCUUUCACAAAUUGCUUGAGGACGGCGAGCAGAGAUUAUAUCCAGGAUGCUCAAGAUUCUCGAAGCUGUCUUUCUUGGUGAGACUUUACCACAUAAAGUGCAUGUGCGGAGUUAGCAACAAGGCUUUCGGAUUGAUUCUGGAGCUAUUGGGGGAUGUCUUUGAGCAUGCAAGGAUUCCGAAGACCUUGCACGAUGCCAAGAGGAUCAUAAGGAAGCUCGAUAUUGAGUACAAGAAGAUAGAUGCAUGUCCAAAUGACUAUAUGCUAUAUACGGGUUCCGACCAUGACCUCUCCAGAUGCAAAAGGUGUGGAGCAUCCAGGUGGAAGCAAAAGACCAGGAAGAAUUCCAUUGUAAGGAUCAACGCCGUUGUCAAGAAGAAUGGGAAACCUCAGGCGGCGAAAGUUCUUCGUUAUUUUCCUCUGAUUCCACGGUUGCAGAGAUUAUUCAUGUAUAGCAAGACAGCCGUGGACAUGUUGUGGCACAAGAGAGGAACCAACUCUGACGGUUACUUAAGGCAUCCCAGGGACGGCGAGGGUUGGAAAUCAUUUGACAGGAGAUACACUGACUUCUCUGGCGAUCCGCGCAAUGUUCGCCUAGCCCUGGCCAGUGAUGGCUUUAACCCUUAUGGAAACCUCAGUUCAAAGUACUCAAUAUGGCCAGUGAUUCUUAUUCCCCUGAUCGAUGAGCUCAAGUUGCUGUGGGCCAGUGUCGAUACGUAUGACGCCAAUGAGAAGAAAACAUUCAAUAUGCGAGCUGCAUUGAUGUGGACUAUCAGCGAUUUUCCUGGCUUGGGCAAUUUAUCUGGCUGGAAUACUUACGGCGGGAGAGCUUGCCCCACGUGCAAUUUGGAUGCCGAGACUAGGCGACUCACCUUCAGUCAGAAAUGGUGUUAUAUGGGUCAUCGUCGCUUUUUGAAUCGCAAUCACAGAUAUAGAUAG